ACUACGAUUUUGUUUUGUCAAAAAAAAAAAGCGUUUCAAUUAGCUAGGCUUAGGGCAACGCCAUAUUGACAAUACCACUUGAUACAUUUCUGCAAUAAUGUCGAAGGUUAUUUAUUAAUCAACAUUUGACGCGAGAGAUGGCGCACACGGAAGGACUGGAAAAUGCCAUGGGAGAGUGUUCAGGAAAACAGGGGUCGACUCUUGGCCUGAGAAGUCGACCAUGCUCCAGCGAAAGAGAUGGCCAGGUCCGCGUUGUUAAAGCCUCGCUUCAGCAGAGACUCGGACCUUACGAGCCGAUGUUGACCUACCUACAGUCCGUUCUGGUGUGGGAAAGGCCGUUUCAGAGUGUGCUACUGUACACAGUGGUCAACGUUGUGUUCUGGUUCUUUGCCCUGACCUCGCUGCGCCUGCUCUUCCUGCUGUCCUCUGGCCUGCUUGUAUUCAUCUGCGUUGACAGCUGGAGGAACAAGAUCUGGCCUGAGAUCAGAGUUAAAAAACCUGAUGAGUCUGAAAAUGAAAGCUGGGGCCUGGUGCAGCCAGGGUUGCUCAGUGUUCCAGAGCUGUGUCACCACAUUGCUGAGGUCUGGGUCUCUGGGCUGGCCUUCACAUCCAGCCGGGUGCAGUUCAAACGCCAGAACCCUGGCAAGUUCUGCCUCCUGACCUGUGCCCUCUUGUCCUGUCUGGUCAUGGUUGGACGGUACAUUCCUGGACUGGUGCUCUCUUACGCUGCGGUGCUGGUUGUUCUGCUGUGCCCCCUGGCAGCGUACCACCAAGUGUGGCAGCGUGUGUGCGUGAAGCUGGAGCCAGCCCUGCAGUGGCUGGACUUCAGCGUUCGCGGGUAUAUGAUGUCAAAGCCCAUCGACAACCAGUUCCUCCGCCAGCCAAUUCGGGGUGCAGCAUCUGGUGAUGACAGUGAGGAGGAGCUUGCUGCAUUCUGCCCGACGUUUGACGAUGCUAUAGUGGCCAAAGAACUUGCGAUGACCGACUCUGAGCACUCUGACGCUGAGGUCUCGUACACAGACAAUGGGACCUUUAACCUGUCCCGUGGCCAGACUCCUCUCACAGAGGGCUCAGAAGAUUUUGAUAGACACAGCGACAAUGAGGAGUCGUUUGCACGAGACCUCAAUGACUUCCCCUCAAUCAACCCAGACGCCACCCUGAUGGACGAAGACGACGACUCAUGCAUCGGGCUGCCCAGCCUGGGUCUUCGGCCUGGGCGGACUGGCCCCCGAACCACGGCCGAGCUGCUGGAUGUGGAAUCCCACCUGGACUCUGACCAGGACGACCUGGACGAGGAGCUCUCCUUUGGCGGCCUCCCCCCCGCUUCUGACUUCCUCGGAGGUGACCUGGCUGGAAUCCUCGCUAGCAACAUGAUUCAGGCGGCACUGGCUGGGGCCAUGCAGCCUCGUCCCCCUGCCGCCCGCAGAGAAAGGGUGGGGCCCACCAGAGCAGGGACCCAUAGGGGCUACCGCAAGCAGUCUAGCUCGGAGAUGGACACGGACUUGGACGGAGAGGACUUUGAGAUGCUGGACCAGUCGGAGCUGAACCAGAUGGAUUCCUUUGGGGGUGCAGGAGGACGGGGAGGAGGGCAGGGUGGGGGACAGGGGUCCAGCUUCCUCUCCAACCUACUGGGGAAACCCCAGUGAGGCUCCUCUAUCUGUGCAUAACAAUCAAACUAAGUCUUUGUGUGUGAUUGAGUGAUUGUUGUCUUGUUUUGACUGCGUGUAUGUGUGAGUCAUUUUAAUCGUAGGAUCCAGCAGCCAGGCUCCUGAUUGGCCUCAGUUGAUAUCACUGUGAAGUACUUCUGAUUUCUUUAUUUUUCUAUCUCACUUUUCAUGUUCUUCCUUUAGUCUGUAGCUUGUAUGUGUAAGCCACCAUCAUUCAGAAAGUCUUCUUUUGCAGGCUGAGCAAUAGGAAACUCAAAGUAUAAAACCUCCAUCUGUUUUUGAAACAGCAUUACGGAACCACUUCUCUGUACUGUCAUCCAGUAUGCCCUAGUGAGUAUUACGUUUAAAAAAAAAAAAAUGUUUUAAGUGGACCACUAGGUUAGUAUACAAACUUCCUAAAAUGCUAGACACACAGGGCUAUUUAAUAUGGGACCAACUUUGACAUUCCUAUUGAUUAGUGAUGUUUUACUACAGCAAUGACCUUGUUUUGAAUAGUUUUAGCAAUAUCUGACUGGUACUCUCUUUUAGUAAAAACGACUGCUUUCAUUUUAAGAUUCUCUAUUAGAAACUAAGUCAAUAUUAGUAGUGAUAUUUUUUUGGGAUCAUUCUUGAUUUGAGACAUGGAUUUGUUUUGAGUCUGAAAUCAUUGUUUUAAAAAAAGGGGAUUGGCAUUUUAGUUAAAUGUGUUUUAUCAUCACAAUACGUCACUUUUAUCAAGUUAACCUGUUCCUUGUAUCCCUUCUCCCGGGCAUUCCCAAUCCCUGUCACCAUCUUCACUCAUUUUUGCCGAUCCUUCUCCGAGGAUAAUCUAUAGAAUAGACAUUCAUAUGUAAGAAGUACAGAAUAUAAGCCUUUAGUUUAACCUCUAAACUCAUGCAUGAACCACAUUUUGUUAAACGUCUUAAGAAAAUCAUCAGGAAAACGUGUUUACAUUGAUGGGUGAACAAAAUGCUGGUAUACAAAACUCAACCUGAUUAGCCUUUUUUAAAAGUGUGAAUAUGUAAAGGAGAAUAUGUAAAAUGCUUGUCUUUUAAACUAGGGUGCAGUAAAUGUUAGCCUAGUCUUUCUUUGUGUGUGUGUGUGUGUGUGCAGGUCAGCAUGAUUAACCUGCGAUGGGCAAACAAGAUCCUGCUGCUUUUGUCUUUUCAUGGACACCAUCUAAAUAGGAGUGAUUCUUCUUGGUCAUUGAAACUCAAAUGACUCAGAGAUGGGUUUUGCUGACGUAGCUGGAUCAAACAAUCAGAAAGAGACUAUGCUGGUUUAUAUAUUGCCCAAUAAUGCGAUUUGUGUUGUAUAGAAAAUCAUGACUGUGGGAGAUUUCAUACAAUAGAACUUCUGGAUCCCCCUGUUCAUGGACAUGGCCCAGAAAACAGAAUUGGUCUGAUCUGAAAAGGUUUGGGAUUUUAAUUAAAAAGAGUGAAUGUACAUGACUUAUUUUGGACCACUUUAGUUUAAAUAGGGGUUGUUGCAGUGUCGCUUCAUGAAGACUGCCAGGCAAUUCUUCAUUCUUAGUAAUGUGUUCAGUACAUUGUUUUGUUUUUUCUCUGACAUUGGUUUUGAUGUGCAAAUCUUAUUAAAUAUGAAGUCUGUAUUAAA
Messenger RNA from Oncorhynchus nerka (sockeye salmon), 3263 nucleotides. Its product is annotated as reticulophagy regulator 3-like. The record is from RefSeq and is a predicted model, not a curated record. Bases 138 to 1646 code for a protein of 502 amino acids. The transcript is spliced from 10 exons. Lineage: Eukaryota; Metazoa; Chordata; Actinopteri; Salmoniformes; Salmonidae. Gene Ontology annotation, biological process: reticulophagy.